AACUCUCAGUCGUUGGAGAAACCGAAGGAGCGGCAGCAACAGAAGAAAGAGCAGUUGCAAGAGGAGGAGGAGCCUCUGGAGCAAGUAGAGGCGAAGAUUCUGCAGCUGCUGCGGCUGAUUGGGGCGGGGCUGAGCACAGCAGCGGGCAUUCCGGACUUUAGAGGGCCCAAGGGCGUGUGGACGCUGCAGGGGGAGGGACGGUGGGAGGAAGCUGCGGUGGCCAUGGGGAGAAAGUACGAGGAAGGAAGCUUCCCCCAUGCUGGGGCACAUGGCGGUGGCAGCGAUGGUUGGGGCUGGGGUGGUGUAGCACGUGAUGACUCAGAACGGUGUAACGGGAGGGACGGGGUGGAGGUGGAAGAGGAGGAAGAGGAGGAUAAGCAGCAGAAGGUGCCACGUGUUCAGAAUUCUGCUCAAAAUUCUGUUCAGAAUCCUGUUUGGAAGCCAAGAAGUUGUGCAAAAGUGCGAGCUCAGGUGUCCACAGGAGGAGGGGGCGGUGUGAAAGAGGAGAACCAGGAGGUGCUUUUGGGUGAGCGGAGGAAGUGGCAUGAACCUGGAGUGGCGACUUUACAAGGCACUCCUCGAGUAGUGCUUCGUGAUCAUGAGGAUAAAGAGGGUGAUGAUGCACGGAUGGACAACGAGGGGGGUGCAAGGAGAUGGCGAGAAGCGGAAGAGAAGCAGCAGAGGGAGGGAGGGGAGGAGGAUGAAGUGAGAAGAGAGUGUGAGGGCAGGGGAGCACGGGAGGAGGAGCAGUUUGAGGAGAAAAAGAGUGGGGAGGAAGAGCAGGAAGUGGAGGGAGGGGAGGAGGAGGGAGGAAAGGAGAAUGGCGAUAGUAGAGGCGUGUGCGGGGGCGAGUUGGAGAAUCCGAUAGUGCAUUUCGGGGAGAGGAUAGACGAUGAGGAGUUGAGGAAAGCUAGAGAAGCCAGCAUGGGCGCACACGUGGCACUCUGCAUUGGCUCAUCCUUCAAGGUGCCGCCAUCCAACAAGCCCCCUCGCCUGGCAACCCACCUCGUCAUCAUCAACAUUCAACGCACACCUCUCGACCGCCAUGCAUCCAUCACCAUUCGAUCUCGCAUUGAUGCUGUUCUCCACCUGUUGCACUCCCCUCUGCCCACUUACACCGCCCCUCCGCUCCCCUACUCUCCCUCCCCAACACUCCCCUACUUUCCUCCCUCACACACGGUCCUCACCUCUCCUUUUCUCCAUCACUGA
Messenger RNA from Closterium sp. Naga37s-1, 1209 nucleotides. Lineage: Eukaryota; Viridiplantae; Streptophyta; Zygnematophyceae; Desmidiales; Closteriaceae. The record is from the annotation of a GenBank genome assembly.